UGCCACUUUAAUCCUCACAGUGGGGAGAAAGGACUCCGUGAGGAAUGACGGAUCCAACUAGUUGACCACUCGAUCGUCCGAACCACGCUGGCGUGAGAGUGAAAAGUAUAGUUCUCAGGAACCUGUGGAAGUCAUUGACAUGAGAAAAGUUCCUGUUAUAGUUUUAGGCAGUGAGAGCUGAGGGGUAGUGGUUUGACGGUGGGUGGACGGGGCUCAACAUGGAUGUCCGGGGAGCAACGGUGGUUCCUCUGAGCUGGAAUUAAGGCCGUUUCAGGCUCAUUUCCUUUCAGCGAAGUUUGUUUAUGGAGUUUUAAGUGCCCUACGAAGUUUCAGAAGUGAAGCUAACUGUCUGCUGCGGUGAGAAACCAUAAAAAGAUGUUUAGGAUGCUGCGGCGAGAUGUGCCACUCUCAGAGAGGUUGGGGGAAGACUCUCCAUCAGUCGCUGCCCCAGGCCCUCCUGCGACCGCUGCCCCUACUGGCCCCAAUAUGUCGUUGCUGCCAGAAGCUCCGCUGAUGAGCCAAGAUCAGCCGAUCUUUCUCAUGACUCCUGCUGCACAGGCUGUAUCAGGCUUCUUCGUCUGGACCGCACUGAUCCUCACGUGUCAUCAGAUCUACAUGCACCUGCGUUUCUACUCUUCGCCGAGAGAGCAGCGACAUAUUGUGCGCAUCCUCUUCAUUGUUCCCAUUUACGCCUUUGACUCCUGGCUCAGCCUCCUCUUCUUCACCAAUGACCAGUACUACGUGUACUUCGACACAGUCCGUGACUGCUAUGAAGCGUUCGUCAUCUACAACUUCCUGAGUCUGUGCUACGAGUACCUGGGUGGAGAGAGCGCCAUCAUGUCCGAGAUCAGGGGGAAGCCCAUUGAGUCCAGCUGCAUGUAUGGGACCUGCUGUCUGAGGGGCAAGGCCUACUCCAUCGGGUUCCUCCGGUUCUGCAAACAGGCCACUUUGCAGUUCUGUGUGGUCAAACCGCUCAUGGCCAUCAUCACUGUCGUGCUGCAGGCCUAUGGCAAAUAUAAGGACGGUGACUUUAACGUCGCCAGCGGUUACUUGUAUGUGACUAUCAUCUACAACAUCUCCGUCAGUCUGUCUCUCUACGCCCUCUUCCUCUUCUACUUCUCCACACGGCAGCUGCUGAGCCCCUACCGUCCCAUGCUCAAGUUCCUCAUGGUCAAGUCGGUCAUCUUCCUGUCCUUCUGGCAGGGCAUGCUGCUGGCCAUCCUGGAGAAGUGCGGCGCCAUCCCCCAGAUCAACUCCCUGGAGGUGUCCUUGGGUGAGGGCACCGUCGCUGCUGGCUACCAGAAUUUCAUCAUCUGCAUCGAAAUGUUUUUCGCCGCCCUGGCCCUGCGUCCUGCCUUCCCCUACAGGGUCUACAUGAACAAGAGUCUGGACUCGCUUGGACCAGUUCCUACAUACGGCGAGUUUGGACGUUGCGCUCCCAUGAAGAGCAUCUCUAGCAGCCUGAAGGAAACCAUGAACCCGGGCGAUAUGGUCCAGGACGCCAUCCACAACUUCUCCCCAGCGUACCAGCAGUACACGCAGCAGUCCACCCUGGAGCAGGGGGCACCCACCGUCGUCUGCCGCACCAACAGCACACUGGGCCCUCGCGGGGACUCUGAGAAGACACUGCUGCUGAGCUCAGAUGACGAGUUCUAGGCCCCACUACCUGGACCGGGUCUUAUUUGGCUCCACUUUUAGUUGGAGUUCUCACUCCUACCUGGACAGACUGUUUUAAACGCAAAUUAAAGUUAAUAAUGUAACAAUUUUUUUUUUGUGCUGCCGAUGUAAAUGUUCAUGUUUGGAGAGACGGUGAAGACGACUUUGUGUUUUUAGAGAUUGUACUGCUUUUUAUGUUUGUCUCUGCAAGAUGUUCUUGUGAGUGUCUUUUUUGUAUAUUUAUCAGCCACUUUUUUGUUAUUUAACUUGACGUGCAGACAAGGAUGUGGACGUGUGAUAUGAGUGGAUGGAAUUUUAAGAGCCACCCUAUGUUUUGGAUCAAUACAAAUGCAAUCUGUAACCGAGGAUCCGAUUAUGGCUCGACCCACUUCUUCUGCUCCAGUCAUCACCGUCAAGUGGGCGGCACCAGAAAGUGCAUCCGGGAUUAGACGGCUGUAAUUGGGGCGUUAUGUGAGGUGGCUGGGAUUAUUUAAUGCCGGGUGGAGCACUCUCCCCCCCACAAUCUGGGUUAACUGGAUUGAGGUGAGAUAAAAUAGGUUAAAACUAAUUUUAGUGAGAGGCUUUAAAUGGACAACAAAGAUUUUUUUUUUUUGAAACAAGGCCUGUAGUGCAUCAUUGUUUAAAAUUAAAAUCCCCACAACAGGUGAAGAAAUAAAAUAUUUUCUUUGUUUUCACAACCUUGUUUUUUUUCUUGUUCUUACACAUUACAGUAUAUAAAUAAAAGAAUGCUACAAAUAUAGGUGGCCAAAAUACAUCAUCUGGAAUGUUUGUAAACAUUAUUUGAAUUAUCUAAAUUAUUUGCUUGUUACUGAAUGUAGAUAAAACAGUUACUUGAGAAAAAAUAUUAAUAUAUAUAUCGCAAAAAUAUUUUUAGAUACUGUUUAUGCAAAUAUAUUGACUAAAUAAUACAAUGUAUACGUGUGGAAAUUGAGAUAAUUAUUUAAACGUGCAACGUUCACAACAUGGAAAAAUUAUAGAUUAUAUUCUAAAGCCUUUGGAGUGAACUACACUGCUGUCUGUUUUUUUUUCCAGAAUCUGCUGCUAGGGAGUUCAAAAUACUCAAGAUUUAAGACUCAAUUUUUUUAACAUUACAGUUAGUUAAAUUAAAACGUAUUCCUACGUCAAGGAGUUUUCUAUUCGUUGGGAAUAACCUAAGAAUUUGAUUGAUUUUUUUUUUGUGAAAUGAUGAUCAGAGGAUGAAAUGUUGAUGGAUUACAAACUCGGUCUACCAUCUGCCGUUGAAUUAGGCACUUCUGAAAUGCGACUGCCCCCUGCUGC
Molecule: messenger RNA, 2955 nt
Organism: Synchiropus splendidus (mandarinfish)
Lineage: Eukaryota; Metazoa; Chordata; Actinopteri; Syngnathiformes; Callionymidae
Gene: tmem184ba
Product: transmembrane protein 184ba
Exons: 10
Coding region: 376-1656 (426 amino acids)
Biological process (GO): transport
Molecular function (GO): transporter activity
Source: RefSeq, a predicted model, not a curated record